GUCAAAUGUGUUUUUGUCUCUGAUCAUUCAUCAAUUUUAGGUAAAUUGGAUUUUGAAAAUAAUAAUUAUACUUUGUCGAGUGCUGCAGCGCUGGGAGAGAAGGGCGAAGUAAAGGUUGGGGGUUGUGGAAGAGUGUUGGGAGAGAAGGACGAAGUAGAGGUUGGGGUUGUGGAGGAUGGAUUGGGGGAUGAAUUGGAUGUUUUCCACCAUGGUUGCAAUUUGAUUUAAAAAUUUAACUUUUUUAAAUAUAAAAACUCACCAUUAAACCAGGUUAAGAACAGUAAUGUGUCAUGUCAGUACUAUUUGGAAGUCUCAUCAACCCACGCAUCAAUUUCUUUAACGCCGUCCAACCAAUUUAACGGAAAGGUUUCAAUUGAUUUCAAUUUUCAAAAUUAAGGACCAUUUUAAUACACUUUAGAAAACGAGGACCUAUAUGAGACAAUCCUACACAAAUAGGGACAAUCCUACACAAAUAGGGACGUGGAAAAGGAUUAAACCUUUUUAUUUUGUAUCUGUUUGAAAGUCAGUAUAAAAAGUUUUUUUUAAUUGAUAUAAAAAGCCUUUUACAGUAGAAUUAUGAACUUGAUUAGUUACGUAUAAAUAAUUAAUUGCCGGAAAUUUACCUUAAACAAGAAUAUUUUUUUUUAACACCCAACUUCAAUUGGUGGAAGUCUCUGAUCAUUGAAUGAGAGAGAAACUUUUGGGAUAUUAUUGUUUGCAUGAAAGUGAGGUGAGUGCAGAUAAUAAAAUAUUCAAUGAGGUGGGUCUAAAAGCUUUGAUGUUGGUAAAGCAAUGUCAUAUUUUGUUGAUUUUUCAAACAGAAUACAAGUGUCUGUAUAAGAUUUUUUCAGUUGUUCUACUACUGUAUACAGUAUGAUCAGUAAAAUGAUGAACACGGAUGAUGUUGUGAUCCAUGUUAAAGAAAUUCUGGAGAGAGCAAGGCCACCCAUAACUAAAGAGUGUUGCAUUUACAGAGUACCUCAACUUAUUCGCCAACUAAACCAAGAAGCUUAUACUCCAAAGGUUGUUUCCAUAGGCCCUUAUCACCAUAAUAGUCUCCAUCUUCAGAAUAUGGAAAGACACAAAGUUAUGUAUUUGAAGUCAUUUCUUGAACGAACCAAUACAAGUAUGGAAAGCUGGAUCCACUAUAUAGCAUCUAAGGAGCCCCUAAUUCGUCACUGUUAUUCAGACGCACUUCAAUUCACCCCGAACAACCUGAUAGAGAUAAUCUCUGUGGAUUCAGGUUUUAUACUUGAACUCUUUUGGACAAGUAACUAUGGUACAGAUGACAUGUAUCUUUCAUUACCAUGGUUUGCAACUACCAUAUUUUGUGAUUUGUUGUUACUUGAGAACCAACUUCCUUUUUUUGUUCUUCAUGAUCUCUUUUGUCUGUCUGUGGCUAAUUUUGGAAAUAAUGACAUCCCUCCAUUCAUCCUACUUACCUUUGGAUACUUUCAGUCUCUCAAUGAGUCCAAUUUGUCUUCUGAUCCAACAUGUCAUCACUUCACGGAUCUCUUACGAACUUUUUACUUAUGUGGAAGAAAACAAACUACAAGGAGCGACCAAUGGCCACAUAUUCCAAGUGUUACUAAGUUGUCAGAAGCAGGAAUAAAGUUUGCAAUAACCGAAAGCAAGUGCUUACUAAACAUAAGCUUUUCAAGAAGGAUGCUUAAAAUCCCAAAAUUUAGAGUGGAUGAUUAUACUGAACUGUUGUUUCGCAACAUGGUGGCUUUGGAGCAGUUUCACUAUCCUGAUGAGGGAUACAUCACAGAGUAUGCCCUUGUUCUGCAAUACUUAGUGAACACGGGGAAGGAUGUGGAUAUUCUCGUUAGAGAUGGAAUCAUGGAAAACUUAUUGGGUGACAGUGAUGCUGCAGCUGAACGGACCAAGCGUCUCUGUAGAAACAUUGUUUUGUCAGAUUUCAGUUCUGAUUAUGUUUCUCUCUGGCAAGAGUUGGAUGCUUCGUAUAAAAGUCGUCGUCUUAAAUUGAAGUCAACCCUAAGACGCGAUUACUGUAAAGGGCCUUGGCAAACUGCUGCUACGAUUGCUACAAUUUUUCUACUUUGUCUCUCUUUGGUUCAAACAGUUUGCUCGAUCUUGCAGACAAAAUAGUAUUAGAAUGUUUCACCCCUUUCCAAGACUAUGUCAAUUAGUCUAUUUCUUUCUUGUUUGUCUUUUAUGUAUUUUUUUGGUUGUAUUUUAUUUUUUUGUGCUUUUCCUAGUUGCUCACUUGACAGUAACUCUACUCUCUUUAUGUUUUGUUUGUGUGCCCUUUUGCUGUCAAUUAUUAAUGUAUUGUGUUUAGUUAUUGUAAUGCAAGAAAAUUAGGUCACAUUUUUUUUUU
Messenger RNA from Vigna angularis (adzuki bean), 2344 nucleotides. Its product is annotated as UPF0481 protein At3g47200. Lineage: Eukaryota; Viridiplantae; Streptophyta; Magnoliopsida; Fabales; Fabaceae. The record is from RefSeq and is a predicted model, not a curated record. The transcript has 2 exons. Bases 874 to 2112 code for a protein of 412 amino acids.